AUGUCGGUAUGGGACGAGGAGAAGAAGAUGUUGAAGGAAGGGCAGGGGAACUUUCUUUGUGGGAAGCAGGGAGGUGGUUGUGAAGCAGGUUGGAGGAGUUAUAAAGAAUUGAAUGCAUUGGGAAAUAAUAGAACUCCCGGCCCGCUCACGCCGAACGUAGUGCCUGAAUCUAACCCACGGGGUGGCCUAGAUGAUCACCGCCCACCAGAUGAGCGUAUCCUUCAUGGAGACACCUACAUUUCGUUGUGGCUAGAUCCUCACAAUCGAAGAAGAGUUGUGAAAGCCGACUUUGCGACAAACAUUGUUCCAGGUCCAGCAUUUGUUGCCAGCAAUGAUUUUUACAUGAAGCUUAUUAAUAUAGGAGACUCCCGUGGAAACUUCACAGUUGUGGGAUAUUUCUGGCCUUCUAAAGUACUUUUCGGAGUCCGAGCACCUAACCCUUAUGCUAAUGCCAGAAGCUUCCUAGAACCUACUACAUCACAAUGGUUUAUCAUUCAUUUUGGGAGAGGUUAUAAGGUACAGACAAAUCCUCAUACUGGAGCGGUGGAAAGUGUUAGCCUCUUACCUGAAAAUGUCCAUGAAAAACCAGAAAAUCAACACGGUCUUUUACGCGGAUGGUAUGGGAUGGGUGACGUACACUUUUGGCUCUUUCAUGCACCAACUAAAGGACCUAUGGGAGCUGAAUACACCCCGAUAGUUCCUCCGCCUGAAAUUUCGCCCCAUUAAGUUGCGGACAAGA
This is a messenger RNA of Belonocnema kinseyi, 739 nucleotides long. RefSeq lists its product as uncharacterized. The transcript is spliced from 3 exons. Lineage: Eukaryota; Metazoa; Arthropoda; Insecta; Hymenoptera; Cynipidae. The coding region runs from base 1 to 726 and encodes 241 amino acids. The record is from RefSeq and is a predicted model, not a curated record.